Molecule: messenger RNA, 4316 nt
Organism: Dinoponera quadriceps
Lineage: Eukaryota; Metazoa; Arthropoda; Insecta; Hymenoptera; Formicidae
Product: zinc finger protein 501-like
Exons: 3
Coding region: 317-1597 (426 amino acids)
Biological process (GO): regulation of transcription by RNA polymerase II
Molecular function (GO): RNA polymerase II cis-regulatory region sequence-specific DNA binding; DNA-binding transcription factor activity
Source: RefSeq, a predicted model, not a curated record
UUCGCAUUGGUCACAUGGAACGUAGCCAUAUGUGAGUUAUACUUGCUAUGUGUUCCGUACGUUACGGUAUUUAUUUAAUUAAAGUACACCGCGAAAUUUCGCAUUGAUGCGCGGGAUCACAAAUCGCCGGUGACGUUCGAUUCAGCGUCGAAUGUAGCACGAGAUUUGGAUCUGGCUUGGCCUAACCUCACCCGAAUUUACCUGAUUUGAUCAAACCGAACCAGACUCAAUACGACUCGAGGAGAUUGGAUCUAACCGCAUCGUUAGGUUAGGGACGCGCGCGUUUCAGUUUCGUUUGCUGCGCUUACGCUGCAUUAUGAACUUCUCGGAGGAGCAAAUAGUCGACCUGUCGAGCGUCCAGGUUACAACGCCGCUCUUAGAAAUGGCCAUCCAAGCGGGCUCGAACGUCAACUCUUUCCCGGAGUGCAAUAGUGGCGGGAAUAUGCAGUCUCAGGAGACACCAGUUAUGUCAGCGAUCACCGGCCAAAAGAUGGAUGCACAGACUCAAUUUGAGCAGCAGCUGCAAUGUAAUACAGCAAACAUCAUGACUGAGCCUUCAAAGUGGUGCAGUGAUCCUCUAUUAUCACAAAUGCUGCAACACCUGGUGAGACAUAAGGGGCCACAGAUAAGGGAGAAAGAGGAGGAGCGGAAAGUGGAGCAUCUGCAAAGUAAUAUUCUGAAUAUACCCAGUGUGCCGAUAUUCCGGAAUGCUCAGUCGCAGAACAGCAGCAGUUUGGCGAAUGUCGAUUCGAUGCUGGUGGUUCCAGUGGAUUUGAACGUACACUUGGAAAACGAGCAGGAGAACGAGAGCAAUCCGCAACCAGUCAUUAAAGUGGAACAACAAGUGCAAACUGACCCACCGAAAAUAGAGAAAAAAUGGAAAUCGUUUCGUGCGAAAAUAGGCGAGAUCAAAAUCACUGUCAAUCCUGACGGAUCGAAAUAUUAUUAUUGCCGAGAAUGCAACUCCUAUUGUUCGAACAAGGCGAACGUGGAUAAGCACAUACAGGCACACAUACAGGAAAGAAAAUACGAGUGCAAGGAAUGCGGUGCUUUAUUAAAGAGAAAAGAGCACCUGGACCAACAUAUGCGCGGUCACUCGGAUGAGCGGCCCUACAAGUGCUCGCUGUGUGAGAAGGCAUUCAAGAGAAACGAACACUUGACGAGGCACUCCGUCAUCCAUUCCGGCGAUAAGAACUUCUCAUGUACGGUGUGUCACAAGGCGUUCUCACGCAAGGAUCACUUGAAUAAGCAUACGCAAACGCAUUCUGGCAUGCGAAAAAACAAGAUGAAAAAUAGUAUUUAUUACAUGGACCAGAAGGAUUCGUUCGACAAGAGCGCUGAUGUGGCGACGAUACCUAAGCAAGAGGUCAAACCUGUCUUGACGGACAGCAUGCCGAAACAAGAGAACAUUCUUUCUCAAAUAUCGGAGAGCGUUUUCCUUCAGAAUCUUCAAAACAUCGUGAAAGAUCCUGCGAUACUGCACACAUUAACCUCGCUCAGGGUACAAAUGCCGAGAGAAGGCGGUGUGUUGCAGCAAGAGGACGUUAGUACGGACGAUAUCUUGUCUGAUAACGUAAGAUACGUAAUGCCGUCUUAGCCGUAAGCAAAGUCCGAAGCAAUAGCAGAUUUAUAACGGUCGUUGAUGUACCCAUGAAAAAAAUUGCCGUAAGUAAGCUGAUUAUCAUUUUCCAAUAAUUUUUUAGCUCCUAGGCACCGACGUUGUGAAUAUAAAAGUUGGCUAAUUGGCUAAAAAUUCACAACGCGAGCGGAACGCGCGAGUGAUAUAAAUUGUUUCCCAUCGAUAUUCUCCGCCGAUAUUUUGUUUUUAACGAAGGCGCGAAAUUUUGCCACAAAUUUUAUUCUGAAUACAAAAUGUGUCAAUACGUCAAAAUGUGAAAACGUAGGCAAUGACGUAAUCAAAUUCAAGCACGCGUUAAAUACUAAACACUAUAAAUCUUUAGCGAACUCUCGAAUCUGCAUCUUUGGUAUGAUCGUGAAGAUUUGGGACAUUUAUCAAGCUUCUUUUAUCAAACUUUAUUUCAUUCCAUCUUAGUGUGAAAGUGUUAGAGCGAUCGAUGACGAUACAACAUUUACCGACACGUGAUGCUACAAGUUGACAUUAACACCAAGUUGAGUGCCACACUGAAUGGCGUCAAAUAAUGCCCAUCUACCAUCGGUUGUCAAUAUUUUUUAGCAAAUGAUUUCACACUAGUUAAUUUUUUCUUGUGUUCUAAGAUAUUCGAGUUUCAAGCUAUUAGGUAUUAAUUACGGUAAUAUCCGAAUAAUUUGAGAGAUAGCCGAAUAUUUAAACCCGUAUUCUGAACUUUUUUUUAUCAAUAAAAGUACUUCUAAAAGUGGCUUAGGAAUUACCUGAUUGGCUGAGAAGCCACAUUUAAGAGUCACUUUUGUCGAUAAAAGAGAAUUCAAAAUACGGGCCUUAAGCAUCCGGGCAAUAUAUGACAAACUUGGAUAUUUAGGUAAAGACUUAAUUGGAGAAUAGAACUCGCCAAAGACAAACAAAAAAGUCUUAGUAAACAUAGGUCUACAAACUGAUCGUUUUCGAGAUAUUCAAUUUUUUUAUUUCUUGCAAGUCUGUUAUUUUUAUUAGUUCUUUGGAUAAUUAUAUUGAUAUCUUAAAAAUGGGAGUUGUCAAUAAAUUUCCGUGCUGCGCAAAAAACUUUUAGAACAGAUGUUAACAAAGAAAAAUGAAACGUUAGAAGUACUCUCCGAACGAUGAACCCUUUAUGGAUUUCUCGCUAAUUAGUUAUUCGUACAAAUUAAAAUGGAAUCAGCGGGCAGAUGUUAUAAAGAUAAUAAUAAUAAAAAUAAAGUGUCAAAUGUAAACGACUGUUUCUCAGUGCGGAUCACCCUCUAAUCUGAUCAUUAUCGAUCAGAACCGAAAGCAAUUUUAGGAAAAAUAAAGGAUCAAAUAGAUUUAAAUUCGCACAUUGACACGGUGUCUUCUUGUGGAUUUGAAAUUAUUACGAUUGUCUCGUUCAACACACCUUUUUGAGUACGAUAUUUAUUCUUUGUAUUACGUAUAUUAUUAUUAUUAUUAUAUUUUUCGAGAUAUUAAUUAUUUUAUGCCCGAUAUAUGCAUUUGUAUAGAGAGUUACGAUUGAAAAUAUUGAAUAUCUCGAGAAUGAUUAGUUUGUACGUAACUUAUGUUUAUUAACAUUUUUUUUUAUUUAUCUUAGCGAGUUCCAUUAGUCAGUUAAGUUGUUAUCUAGAUAGCAAGAGUUUCAUCAUAGAGUUUCUCUUGUGUAUCAUAGACUGAUGAUUUCAUUUUCUUAUUAUCAUAUUUCUCAUUAUUGUCAAAAUUAAUUUACGUAUCUGUUCAUUUUUCUACUUCACUUUCAUUAGCGGUCGUAAUUUUCCCUAACGAUUCUAGUCUAUUAAUGCAAAAUCACAACCGCUGAACUCGUGAUAAAUUUCACUAAUAAAUCGGUCUGCUUGCAGUUAAGUAGACAAGUACCACAAAUUAGAUAAGACAAAUAUACGGAGAGAAUUUUUAUUCAAUAAUAUACCAUACACUGUAUCGUGUGACUGAGAUAUAUUUGUACUACAUAUAUUAACUGUAUUCAUUCACAUUUAUGAAUAUGUAUUUAUGAAUGUGUAUUCAGAAAUCAAAUUUCAUAUAUUAUGACAAUUAAUUAACAGUUUUAUUUGAAUGUCGUUUUAACUUGACGAUACACAAAUUUAUCCUCACAUCAAGCGUCGUAUAAGCCUUAAUACUUUUUGCUAGAAUUUCUUACGAUUUUUAACCCCUUACAUAUCUAUACAUUCAUACUACCUUCAAAUAUUUCCGAUACGAGUGUAGUUUAGCCGAAGAAAUUAGUAUGGUUCUUCAAUUUAUGAAUGCUGAGAUUUUACGGAAAAAUUUUCUCCGUGUAAAGCGUAAGUAUGAUAAGUAAUUUAAGUAGGCUGAAAAGUUACGUAAAUAAUUAAAUUUCAUUCUUUUAUGAGCGAUAAUGAUAAAAUAUGUUUUGGAAGAAAUCAAUCUGCCAUUAGAGAAUAACGUAUCGCUUGAAAGGAUGAGUGGUCCACAUGCAUUAUCUUAAAAAAUCGAAAUCUGGAAAAUAGGAUAAUUUCUCGAAAAAGAUCCUGAGAUCCGGAUAUAAAAAGGAAAAUGUAAAAUAUAACAAAAACUAUCAAAAAGUUAUAUGCUGCAUCUUGGAUAUAUUUUUAAUCUCCCGAAAUACAAUUUUUUUUCAGAAACGGAAGCAUAUAAUUGUCCUGAAAAGUUAUUAGAUGUGUAAAUUAAUUCGGUGGCUUUAUUACAAAAAAUCAAAACUUAUUUAUUAAUAAAUUUAUUU